Molecule: messenger RNA, 1032 nt
Organism: Colletotrichum lupini
Lineage: Eukaryota; Fungi; Ascomycota; Sordariomycetes; Glomerellales; Glomerellaceae
Product: major facilitator superfamily transporter
Exons: 3
Coding region: 1-1032 (343 amino acids)
Biological process (GO): transmembrane transport
Cellular component (GO): membrane
Molecular function (GO): transmembrane transporter activity
Source: RefSeq, a predicted model, not a curated record
AUGGGUAUAAGCGCUGCAGCCUACUACAACUGGGCCGGGCUAGUUAUGACGAGAGUCCUUCUAGGCGUUUUUAAGAGUGCUGUUGCCCCUUCACUCAUCGUCAUUACGACCAUGGUCAGUUUUCGUCGUAUGUUCACAUCCUUGAAUCCUCCUAAUGUUUCGUCUACAGUGAUCAUGUUUCUCAUCUGCAGCUUGAUCACCAUUGCUAUCGGUAUCACGGUAAUUCUAAUUCUUCCGGAUAAUCCGAUGAGCGCACGCUUCCUCUCCCGCGAGGAGAAAAUUUGGUCUAUCGAGCGAUUAAGAAGCAACCAGACUGGCAUCGAAAACAAGCGAUUCAAGCGCGAGCAGGCGAUCGAGUGUUUCACAGACCCACAAACCUAUCUUUUGGCGCUCAUCACCAUUGCUUCAAAUGUGCCCAAUGGAGCCGUCUCCUCGUUUCAGGCCACCAUUAUCAAGGGGUUUGGGUACACAUCUAAGGAGACUGCACUUCUAUCUAUCCCUUCAGGUGCAGUCAGUAUCGUCUCGAUUCUAGCGGCUACCAACGUGGCAGGGAGAUUCAAUCAAAGAGCUAUCAACAUUAUUUGCCUUCUGAUACCCGGUGUCAUCGGAGCUGCGCUGAUGGCUUUCCUACCAGAGGACAGUAAAGCUGGUAAACUGAUUGGAAACUAUAUGACGAAUUGCAUUGGGGCAACUUUGCCUUUGUUAUAUUCUCUUGUUGGUGCCAACUACGCCGGUCACACCAAGAAGGUCACCAUGAACGCCACUUUGCUCAUCUGUUUCUGUGUUGGUAACAUUAUCGGACCCUUGACAUUCACGGCUGAGUCUGCGCCCGGAUACCUCCCAGCCAAAACAGCAAUCAUCGUAACCUGCGGGUUGGCGAUGAUGUUCACGUUGAUGCUAAGGUACUAUUACAUAUGGGAAAAUAAGCGACGGGAUAAAUUUGUUCAAGCAGGAGAGCUUAGCCACUUGAAGGAUGUCGAGUUCAGCGAUAUGACUGAUCGUAUGAACAAGGAGUUUAGAUACACCCUUUGA